UUCUACUGUCAGUUCAUUGAUUCAGUCAGAUUCGUGGACGAAACAUUCGGACUGGUUUUGUGAACCAGUUCAACCAAAAGAUCCGACUCAAAAUAACGAUUCGUUCACGAAUCGGACAUCGCUAAGUAAGAACCUUUUAAACGAAACACAGCGCGCCAGGAGUUACGACAAAUCUUCAGACACGUUAUCGUUUCGUUAUAACGGUUGUUACGACUUUAUUGCAUACUAGUGUGGAGUAAUUUUAUUGUAUAGAUAAUUCUGGAAUGGCUGACAGAGGAAACGCAUGCUAGCUAGCGAAGUGACACAGGAAGUAGUUGAUCUAAAAUGGGAGACGAUCGACCUUUUGUCUGCACUGCCCUGGGCUGUGGACAGAGGUUCACCAAUGAGGACCAUUUGGCAGUGCACAAACAUAAGCAUGAGAUGACGCUGAAGUUCGGACAAGCUAGAACAGACACAGUUAUCAUAGCAGAUCAGACACCUACUCCCACCCGGUUUCUUAAGAAUUGUGAGGAGGUGGGUUUGUUUAGUGAGCUGGCUGGCUCCUUUGAGCAAGAUCUCCGCAAAACAGAGGAGGAGAGGAGAAUUAAGGGCACGCUUCCAGCUCUACAGACACCUACAGAGGUUAAAGAGAGGGAGGGGCCUCUUGAGAUCGACUCCUCCCCUCCGGACAGCCCAGACUCUGCCUCCAGCAUGACAAACAGCAAAGAUGCCGUUGCAAUGGCAAAAGAGCCUAUUGCUAUGAGGAAAGCCAAGGAUGUUCCUCCACGAACUGCAGCAAGUUCCACCCCUACACCAACCAUAGUGCGCCCAGGCUCACUCCCACUUCACCAAGGAUUCGACGCCAUGAACCCAACUCAGCCCUCUCCCACCUCUGUUAUCACCAGGACCCCUCCGUCAAACAGACUCAGUUCGCCGUCUGGUUCUUUUCCCAUGCUGAUGCAGCUUCCAAAUGGUCAGACUGUUCCUCUGCUGCCCAGUCCAGGGCAGACUUCAGUCAUAUCGCUUGCCAGAUCAUCAAACCCAGUGCCCAAUAUCCCAGGGAUUCCAGGCCCUCCUAUUGGUGGGAGCAGCAGUGGCUCCUCCUCUCCGUCUGGAUACAGUACACACUCUGAUGCCAAGACGAGGCUAAAAGCAGCACUUUCUCAGCAGAGUCCUAGUGGACCAUCACCAAUACAAAAAACAGAUCAGACUGAGACACCAUCACCUGCUCAACCACAGGUGUCCCCUGCUCCACCAAAAGGAGGCCGCAGACGACGAGGAGCAGAUAUUGAGCCGGAUGAGCGCAGGCGCCGUUUUCUUGAACGGAACAGAGCUGCUGCUUCCCGUUGCCGGCAAAAACGGAAAGUGUGGGUCAGUGCCCUGGAGAAGCGCGCUGAGGAGUUAGCUACUGCUAACGUCACGCUCACUAGUGAAGUUUCCCUGUUGAGGACUGAGGUGACACAUCUGAAGGAGCUGCUGUUGGCCCAUAAGGACUGCCCUGUUACUUCCAUGCAGAAAAAAGCAUAUCUCGCUGCAGGAGUGGAUGAGAGUUCAGUGGCGGCAUUGGUGAUGCCUGUGUCGGUACCGGCUCCGGUGUCGGUUAACGGUCUGAGCGUGCGUGCGGCAGAGGCUGUUGCUGUUUUAGCGGGAAUGGGCUCGGGCCAGUGGAGUAACACAGCUGGAGAUGCUUCCUCCCAAUCGCAGCCCACAUCCAGAUGAUGAGCAUGUUGUUCAGCCAAUGGGAACUAAAUAUACUUUCAAAGGAGUGAAUCGCCCUUUUCCCCUCAAAACUGUCAGUCCUGGUGUGUUUGUAAAUGCUCUCAUGUGACAAAUGGGAACCAAUGUUACCACGCUCUGACCACACCCUGCUCACCCGUAGCCUAUCACAGACCCUCCCUGGGCUAAGUAGUGACAUCAUAGGACGCCCCUGUCAGACUGCACAGACUCGGAAGCACUGCAGUGGAAAUGAAGUCUCUUCUGUCAUCUCUAUAAAUACAGCUUUGCAUAUACUUGUAUAGAUCUUCUCACUAAUGCAUUGAGUUGAUAUUUGUCUCGUUUGCAGAUAUUUUUAAUUAUUUUGCAUUGUAUUCAAUGGUUUUUCUAGUAUAAUGAUUCGUUGCAUGAUUCUGGCCACAUUAGAAAGAUGAUUACUACACUAUGCAGAUAAGUUUAACACCUUCUUUCUCAGUCUCUCUAGGUGACGCUAUCUCACACAUACUCGCUUUUUCCAUUUCCCGCUCUUCCUCUCUGUCUUAAUUUUAUUGUGGUUUCUAAAGUAAUUUCUCUCAGGUCCGUGCUUCUGUGGCUGUUUUGGUGAAGAUCGUGUCUCUCACGUUAGCGUAAUCUGGUGUUGCAGAAUGGACUCGCAAAAGCUUAAGAAUGCAGAGAAAAUAUAUUUUUAUAU
Molecule: messenger RNA, 2383 nt
Organism: Sinocyclocheilus anshuiensis
Lineage: Eukaryota; Metazoa; Chordata; Actinopteri; Cypriniformes; Cyprinidae
Gene: atf7b
Product: activating transcription factor 7b
Exons: 12
Coding region: 325-1698 (457 amino acids)
Biological process (GO): regulation of DNA-templated transcription
Molecular function (GO): DNA-binding transcription factor activity
Source: RefSeq, a predicted model, not a curated record